Talaromyces proteolyticus is the source of this 975-nucleotide messenger RNA. Its product is annotated as putative arginase. The record is from RefSeq and is a predicted model, not a curated record. Gene Ontology annotation, cellular component: nucleus; cytoplasm; cytosol. The transcript is spliced from 3 exons. The coding region runs from base 1 to 975 and encodes 324 amino acids. NCBI's taxonomy places the organism in Eukaryota, Fungi, Ascomycota, Eurotiomycetes, Eurotiales, Trichocomaceae. Gene Ontology annotation, molecular function: arginase activity; manganese ion binding.
AUGACAGCACCUCCAUCUUUCCAGCAGCGGUUCCUCUCUCGGCCAAAUGACCUCGGAGUAGUUGCUGUGGGCUUUUCUGGGGGCCAGUGCAAGCAAGGCGUCGAAGCAGCGCCCAUGGCCCUCAUUGAAUCUGGUCUCCUUGAUCAACUCCACGAGGACCUCGGCUAUGACGUACACUUUGACAACGCCGUCCAUAACUACGCGGAUAUCAUCCCCGCCAACGAUCCAGACCACAGAGGCAUGAAAAAGCCGCGAGCAGUGAGCGCGGUCACUGAGAAGCUCAGUCAACAGGUGUACGACCAUGCCAAGGAAGGGAAGAUGGUCCUGACUCUUGGAGGUGACCAUUCGAUUGCCAUUGGUACAAUCUCAGGCACCGCAAAAGCAAUCCGUGAGCGCCUUGGACGGGAGUUGGCAGUCAUUUGGGUCGAUGCCCAUGCAGACAUCAACCUUCCCGAGGAUAGCCCCAGCGGCAACAUCCAUGGUAUGCCAGUGGCGUUCCUCACAGCCCUUGCAACGGAAGAAAAGAAAGACAUUUUCGGGUGGCUGAGCAAGGAGCACUUGGUCAACGUCAACAAAUUGGUAUACAUCGGCUUGCGCGAUGUCGAUCGUGGAGAGAAGAGAAUUCUUAAAGAGCAUGGAAUUAAAGCGUUUAGCAUGCAUGACAUUGACAGGCAUGGAAUCGGCCGCGUCGUAGAGAUGGCUCUUGCACACGUUGGCAAUGAUACACCGAUACACCUGUCCUUUGACGUUGAUGCCCUCGAUCCGCAAUGGGCCCCCAGCACUGGCACCCCUGUCCGAGGAGGCCUUACGCUCCGAGAAGGCGACUUCAUUGCCGAGUGCGUACACCAGACGGGCAACCUGAUCGCUAUGGACCUGGUGGAAGUUAACCCUAGCCUGGAGGCCAUGGGCGCCAAUGAGACUAUUCGCACGGGCUGCUCGCUGGUUCGCAGUGCCCUCGGCGAUACUUUAUUGUAA